Molecule: messenger RNA, 3103 nt
Organism: Cuscuta campestris
Lineage: Eukaryota; Viridiplantae; Streptophyta; Magnoliopsida; Solanales; Convolvulaceae
Source: the annotation of a GenBank genome assembly
CCCCAUGUUCCGCCAUGGCCGUUUCUCUUCUUCUUCUUCUUCUUCACCUUCUCUCUAUUCCUCCCAAGCCUCCAUUCUCAUGCUGACCCCCAAUCUGUAAUCGAUGCCUUUUCCCGAAGCUUCAAAGCCCUAAUUACUUACUGAAGGAAGGGGUCGGUUUCAUAUUCAUCGGGAUCCGAGAUGACGCUUGUAACCGGCGAUCGGUACCUGGAAUCACUGGUGAAGUUCGUGGAGAGCCAGGCCGAGCCGUUGAUCGAUGGCUCCCUUGUCCUCAAGCUCAACCCUAUCGGCCUUCACUACGUUCACUCCAGGCUCGAGGCGCUCGCCGAGUUGGAGGGCCUUCUCGCCGGCGCUCCGGUUGAUUACCUCCGCGCUUACGUCUCCGACCUCGGCGACUACCGCGCUCUCGAGCAGCUUCGUCGGAUUCUGUGCCGCAUCCCGUCGUUGAAAGUCGUAUCUGUGCUGCCGCCGCCGUCCAGGGACCCCUCCCCACUGUCGUUGCUGCCUUUCACGAGGCUGAAGGUUCUGGAGCUUAGAGGCUGCGAUCUGUCUACCUCUGCCGCCCGGGGACUUCUCGAGCUGAGACAUAGUUUGGAGAAAUUGAUCUGUCAUAAUUCAACCGACGCAUUGCGGCAUGUCUUUGCAAGUAGGAUUGCUGAUAUAAAGGCUUCGCGGCAGUGGAACCAUUUGUCAUUUGUUUCGUGUGCUUGCAAUGACUUGCUUCUCAUGGACGAGUCCUUGCAGCUCCUUCCUGUUGUUGAGACACUCGAUUUGAGUAGGAACAAGUUUGCCAAAGUUGAUAAUCUCCGGAAGUGCUCCAAAUUGAAGCUUUUAGACCUUGGCUUCAAUCACCUGAGAAGCAUAUCAUCAUUUGGUGAGGUUUCAUGUUCCAUUAUCAAUCUUGUUUUAAGGAACAAUACUUUGACUACAUUGCGCGGAAUCGAGAAUCUGAAGUCACUCGUAGGGCUUGAUAUAUCCAACAAUGUAAUCUCCAAUUUCUCAGAGAUAGAAGUCCUUGCCGAGCUCUCAUCCCUUCAAAACUUGUGGUUAGAAGGAAAUCCUAUUUGUUGUGCAAGUUGGUAUAGAGCCCACAUUUUCAGCUUUUUCCCCCAUCCACACCAAUUGCUCCUAGAUGAAGAAAAGCCCACCACUAGUGAUUUAUGGAAGCGGAAAGUAAUUAUUGCCAGUAGGCAGAAGCAGCCAGCUAGCUUUGGGUUCUAUGCACCAGCAAGAGAUAGUUCUGAACUUGGAGGCAUUAAUACAAAACGAAAGAAGGUAUCCCGAGUGGUUAGCAUUAAAAAUGAAGAAGACAUCACAUUCCUGUUAUCAGAUCAAGAUUCAGUAUCUUGUGAUAAUGACAUUCACAGCAAAGUGGAGAGUGUCAAUUCAGACCAAGAAUCUGAAAUUGUUGACUUAAUGAAUAGGAUUGAAAUUAUGAAGAAAAAGCGAUCUGAUCUCUGGUUGCAGGAGUUCACAGAUUGGAUGGAUUGUGACUCCAGCAAUUUCUUGGGCGGUAUUGAAGGUUCAGGGCCCAAUUUAAAUCAUGAAAGAGGUACACAAUGGAAGGAAAAUGUUAGCAUUAAGAAGCAAGGUGAGACCUCAAAAUAUUUGACUGAGUCCGGUCAAUUUUCUGCAGAUGUUAGUAAUUCAAACGAUCUACAACCUAAAACCUCUUUCGCAGAGACAUCCAUUGGUUUUAAUACAAAAAGGUACUCUAACCAUAUAGGUGAAGCAUCUUCAAACUAUUUUGCGGGACGCAGUGACACAAACUCGAUACAUAGUGCUAUGAACAUCAGGAAGGAUAAUGAAAAUCUCAAUUCUUUAAGUAAUGAAGUAAUUAUCUCCUCAAGUGCUAGAAUAUCUCCUUUCGAUUCUUUUGUAACCGCAGAGGGUGAUAAGAUGAGUGGCAAUAAGGAUAUUGCACCAAUUGCUGAAGCUAAUUCUUUCCUUGAUUCGUAUUCAUCCUUUGCUAGCAUUGGAUCACCUCCUCAUUACAAAGAAGAUAUUCUGCAUAGACGCCACAAUUUGGAAGAAGAAUUUUUGCAGCUUUCUACAGAAUCUCUUUCAGUAGCAUCUACUGACAGUGAUACAAGUUGUAGUGAAGAUGAUUCCGUUGAAUCUAAGCAGGUCUUAUCUCAUGUUGACCUGUCAGUUACUGGAAAUCAUACUGAAAGUAGUGAAGAAUGCUGUCUACCUAAAACAGAUAUUUCUUUGAAACAAAAUGAUAAGCAUACGUCAGACUCAUAUACUGAAGGAAAUUCAAGUUGUAUAGAAAUUCAAGGAGCAGAGUGCACCAGACAAGACGCUGAAGGAUUAGGUUUCCUGGCGCAAGAGGCCAAUUGGUUAGAUAACAGAAAGCCUAAAAGGAAACCUAAAAAGAGAAUGAUAUCACUACCUGAGGAAACUAAUAAAGAAGAUGAGAUUGAGCAACCAAAAAAUGAAAACGUAAACACUUGCAGAGGCGAUGAAGAUAGAAUUUAUGCCCUUGCCAAUUUUCAUAAUGCCUCUCUGGAGACUUGAGAAUUCAACUACUGCAAUAAAAGUGCUUGUCGAGGAUAAACCAUUCUCUGAGAAUUCAACUACAGCAAUCACAAAGAUAAACCAUUCUCUGAGAAGAAUCAAUAUCUAGUGGGGUAGAACAUUUUGUCGAGGAUUACUUCAAGACCAAUGUUUCACAAGCUGGAUCUAAUGAAACUACUCAGAGUAGGGUGCUCUUGUUUUGCUCACGAUGAAUCUAGUUGCAGUGAAAGGUCAUGGGAACCAUAUAGAGACCACCCCUUGAAGCUUUCUCUAUAACAUGCAGUACCAAACUUCAUUAUCUACAUUCAAUCAGGACCGUUGAUUGAGUAACUUCACGGAAUCCAAACCGAUAGAUGAAAUAGAGAAGGUUGUGUUUUUAGUUUUGUUGUUGAUACUUUUUUAGUUACCAUUCUUUGGGUACAUACUUAGCCCCCCAUCCCAGAUGUUUUGCCUUCUAUUCUUUAUUUGUUGGAACUUGAAGCUUGUGUACAGCUUAUAGUGAUUAGUGGGGGAUGAUGUUACAGUUUAUUUCAUUAGCAACCAUUAAGGCAAUGUUUAGAUGCAAUCAAUCAUGUAAAUAUAU